AUGGCACACAUAUGGCUCGCACUGCUCUCUGUUAUUUGCUUUCCAGGUUCUUUUUCCAUGAGUGAAGAAGAAGAAUUGCUGAAUUAUCUUUUUGUGAAAAAAGGAUACAGGAAAGAUGUACGCCCAGUAGAAAACAUAGAUGAGACUGUGGAUGUAUAUUUGGCGUUGAUGCUUUCCAACCUGAUUUCACUUAAAGAAGCAGAUGAAACGCUUACUACUAAUGUCUGGGUUGAGCAGGGAUGGUACGAUCGCAGACUGUCGUGGAAUCAGUCGGAGUUCUAUGACAUUGAUAUCCUUCGGGUUCCUCCAGACAUGGUGUGGCAUCCACAGCUUGUCCUGGAAAACAAUAACAACGGAGUCUUCGAGGUGGCUUAUUACUGCAACGUUCUGAUAGACAGCAAUGGUUUUGUCUAUUGGCUUCCUCCGGCCAUAUUUCAAAGCACUUGUUCAAUCAAUGUUAAUUACUUUCCAUUUGACUGGCAGAACUGCUCUCUUAAGUUUGUGUCUUUGACGUACAAUGCUAAAGAGAUUAACCUUCAACUGAGAGCAGAUUCUGACGAUGCCACAGGCAAAACCUUUCUUGUGGAAUGGAUCAUCAUCGAUCCUGCUGGGUUUACAGAGAAUGGAGAGUGGGAAAUUGUCCACAUACCAGCCAAGAAAAAUAUCGACAAGACUGUGUCCCCUGACAGCAACAAAUACCAAGAUGUCACCUUUUACCUUAUCAUUGCACGGAAACCACUUUUCUACAUUAUAAACAUACUAGCUCCAUGUGUACUUAUUGCACUUAUGGCAAACCUGGUCUUCUACCUGCCAGCCGACAGUGGGGAGAAGAUGACGUUGUCCAUAUCUGUUCUGCUGGCCCAGUCUGUAUUUCUGUUGCUGAUAUCACAGCGUCUUCCUGAGACGUCUUUGGCCAUUCCACUAAUUAGCAAGUACCUUACGUUUAUCAUGGUGUUGGUGACAAUUGUUCUUGUAAGCUGUGUCAUUGUGUUGAACAUACACUUUAGAACCCCAAGCACACACAUCCUGUCUGAGAAGAUGAAAGAGCUCUUCCUGAACAAACUACCACGGAUCUUGCACAUGUCUAUGCCAGCGGAGCCCGAAUCUGAGCCAUGGAAUGGGGUCCUUCAGCGUCGCAGCAGUUCCGUGGGGUACAUUGUGAAAGCCGAGGAAUACUUCUGUGUUAAAUCAAGAAGUGAACUUAUGUUUGAGAAGCAGUCAGAGAGACAUGGACUGACCAGCCGAACAACUCCUGCACGAAUUAAUCCCACGAGCCCGGAUAAUGCCCAGGACCAACUUUAUGGAGAGAUAAAACCGGCUAUUGAUGGGGCUAACUUUAUUGUCAAGCAUAUGAAAGACAAGAAUGACUACAAUGAGGAGAAGGAUAACUGGUACCGUAUCGCUCGAACAGUUGAUCGUCUGUGCCUCUUCCUUGUGACCCCUGUUAUGAUUAUUGGAACCUUUUGGAUACUUUUGGGAGGCGCUUAUAAUACACCUCCUCAACUUCCAUUUCCUGGAGACCCGUUUGACUACAGAGAAGAGAACAAGAGACUUAUGUAGAGACUUAUCGGCUAGUAGUCAUUUUGAAUACACACUUUGGGGUCUGUUCCGGUUUGGAUGUUGGACAGAGGAAUCUGGGCAGUAUGGAAAGUAACAUACCCUGAAAGUGGGAUUGCCUUGGUGUUAAACCUUUUUCUUGCUACUUUGUUGUCAGAUUUCUUGAAAAAAAACAUGUCAACUUAAUUUAACCAUUAAACACCAUCGUAAUGAUCA
Molecule: messenger RNA, 1773 nt
Organism: Spea bombifrons (plains spadefoot toad)
Lineage: Eukaryota; Metazoa; Chordata; Amphibia; Anura; Pelobatidae
Product: acetylcholine receptor subunit delta-like
Exons: 12
Coding region: 1-1560 (519 amino acids)
Biological process (GO): monoatomic ion transmembrane transport; signal transduction; regulation of membrane potential
Cellular component (GO): postsynaptic membrane; synapse; neuron projection
Molecular function (GO): transmembrane signaling receptor activity; acetylcholine-gated monoatomic cation-selective channel activity
Source: RefSeq, a predicted model, not a curated record